GUUUGACCAAGGAAAAUGUCUUAUCUUCUCAUUCUACUAAGUAUCAUCACAGCAUCAACUGCACAAGAAAUGUGCAGCAAAAAGGCCGAUAUUGCUUUUGUUAUUGACUCAUCAAGAAGCAUUUGGAAACCAAAUUUUGAAACACAAGUCAAAUUUCUCUAUGAUAUUUUAAAGAUGUUCGAAAUUUCACCUGCCAAAACGCAAGCAGCUGCAGUAUCGUUUAGUAAUGUCACCAAUCCAGAAUUUCUGUUCAAUUCAUUCAGUAGCAAAGCGGAUGUUCUUGAAGCAAUCAAAGAUAUUAAAUACACAAAGGGUAGCGCUACAAGGACCUACAAAGCUCUUGAAUACAUGAAUGAGGAGAUUUUUAAUUCAGAAAAUGGCGCUAGAAAUGACGCAGUCAAAAUUGCUAUAGUGAUGACAGACGGAGAGACCAAUCCGGGAGGACAUGACAACGACCUGCCACUAGAGGACGCUAUCAAAUGGACUCAAGACGAGGCUAAAGUGGCCAAAGAUAACGGAGUAAACGUUUUUGCUAUUGGAAUUGGCAGCAGAAUUAAUGAAAAAGAAAUUAUGGGCAUCGCUAGCGAACCAAAGGCAGAAUUCGCAAUAAAGGUGAAAACGUAUGAAGAAUUUAAAACCGAUAAAUUGAAGGAACUGGUUGCAUACAGGGCAUGUUCAGUUGAAAAGAUGACUACAACAAAACCACCAGAGCCGCAGGAAGAACAAUGCACCAAACUAGUUGCUGAUGUUAUAUUUGCCAUUGAUCAAUCGACCAGCAUCGAAUCGGAGAAAAAUUUCAGUUUGGAAUUGGAUUUCGUGGUGAGAGUGGUGAAGAACUUUGAUGUGGGUCCAGACGAGACAAGAGUUGGAGCAGUCGUGUUCAGUGACGAGGCGGAUCGUGUUCUCGAACUUAAAGAUGAAAUGUCCAAGGUCGACGUUAUCCAGCGAAUCCAUGACAUAAGAUGGGGACGGGGAAAUACUUUCAUGGACAAAGCUUUUGUAAAGAUGAGGGAAGGGUUCUCGAAAGAAUAUGGCGGCCGCCCCAAACAAGUUCCUCAGAUAGCUGUGCUUGUUACAGAUGGAGUGGCGACCGAUCCUUAUAGAGCUCUAGCGGAGGCCAAUAAACUAAAAAGCCAGGGAGUGGAGAUCUUCACCAUUGGUGUGAAGAGUGCCAGAUUGUCGCAGUUGAACGAAUUGUCCAGUGACCCCGAUUCCCAGCACGUGUUUAGUGUGGACAGCCUGGAAGCACUCUCGUCAAUCGUCAAUAGACUGUCAAGUCGAGUGUGCAGCAGUAUCCAAGGGAAACAGCGAAAAUGUGAAUCCACUACAAACCUUUCAGUGUUCGGCUGUUGGCUUUUCACUAUGUGGACGAAGACUUUGUUGGCAUUGAGUUUCGUGGUUGGGGCAUUAUGUGAUCAUUUUUGUAGCAAGGAAGCAGACAUAGCCUUUAUCAUUGAUUCGUCCAGCAGUAUUUGGCCUCCAAACUUUAAAACACAGGUCAAUUUUCUGUACGAUGUACUUAACCUUUUCGACAUUUCUCCAACUAAAACCCAGAUUGCAGCCGUGUCCUACAGUGACGUCAUCAAACCAGAAUUUCAAUUCAAUACCCAUAAAGACAAAGACGGCGCCCUAUGGGCAACUAAGAAAAUUUAUCAAACAAAGGGUGAUGCAACUAGAACUUACAAAGCUUUAGAAUACAUGAAUAAUGAAAUAUUUUCUUCUAAGAACGGUGCUAGGAGUGGCGUUAUGAAGAUUGCUAUAGUGAUGACGGAUGGCGAGACUAAUCCGGGGUCGUAUGAUCGAUUAACACUAGAAGAAGCGAAACAGUUGACACUCAAAGAGGCUAAGCGAGCAAGAAACAAUGGCGUUUACGUUUUUGCUAUUGGUGUUGGGUGGGAAGUUCUUGAUGAGGAACUAUAUGGAAUGGCCAGUGAACCUGAUUCUGUCAUUAAGGUUCCGACAUACGGAGAAUUUAAAACAGAUAAGCUGAAAGAAAUGUUGGCAAAGAAAACCUGUGACGUUGGCGUAACAACCGUGAAACCAAAUAAACAAGAAGAGGAAUGUUUAAAACAUGUUGCGGAUGUCAUAUUUGCCAUUGACCAAUCAACAAGCAUCGAUAACGAGAAGAACUUCAACAUUGAACUAGAUUUCGUGAAUGACAUGGUGGAGAAAUUCGACGUAGCCAAAGAUGAAACAAGAGUGGGUGCUAUUGUUUUCAGCAAUGGCGCUUCACGUUUUCUGGAACUAAGAGAUGGAGUAGAUAAAUCUCUUGUCCUUGAUAGAAUCCAUGGUAGAAACUGGGAACGAGGAAACACUAAUAUGCACCUGGCUUUCCAAAAGAUGCAAGAGGGGUUCCUUCCCGAAAAAGGAGGUAGGCCCGGCCUUGUUCCCCAAAUCGCAGUGAUGGUGACUGAUGGAGAAGCGACUGAUCCAGGGGCUGCAAGGAAGGAAGCUGCAAAAUUAAGGAAUGAUGGUGUUCUUAUUUUCGCAAUAGGUGUGACGGGGGCUAAUCGAACGGAACUGGAGACUUACGCUACCAGCCCAGACUAUGUUUAUUAUGUUAACAAUCUCCAGGCCCUGAGAAGCAUUUCCAGCAAGCUCUCAACAAGAGUUUGUGAACAAAGGAUUGUUCCUAGUCGUGAAUGCAGCAUAAAAUAUAAGCGCUGUUUUCCUAAAGCUGAACCCACUACAAACCUUCCAGUGUUCAGCUGUUGGCUAUUCACUAUGUGGACGAAAACUUUGUUGGCAUUGGGAUUCGUGGUUGGGGCAUUAUGUGAUCAUUUUUGUAGCAAGGAAGCAGACAUAGCUUUUGUCAUUGAUUCCUCCAAUAGUAUUUGGCCUCCAAACUUUGAUACACAGGUCCACUUUCUGUACGAUGUACUUAGCCUUUUCGACAUUUCUCCAACCAAAACCCAGAUUGCAGCCGUGUCUUACAGUGACGUCAUCAAACCAGAAUUUCAAUUCAAUACCCAUAACAACAAAGACGGCGUUCUGGGUGCAACUCAGAAAAUUGAACACACAAAGGGUGGUGCAACUAGAACUUACAAGGCUUUAGAAUACAUGAACAAUGAAAUCUUUUCUUCUAAGAACGGUGCUAGGAGUGAUGUUAUGAAGAUUGCUAUAGUGAUGACGGAUGGCGAGACUAAUCCGGGAUCUGUUGAUCCGUUCACACAAGAAGAAGCGAAACAGUUGACACUCAAAGAGGCUAAGCGAGCAAGAGACAAUGGCAUUUACGUUUUUGCUAUUGGUGUCGGGGGGAAAGUUGUUGAUGAGGAACUAUUUGGAAUGGCCAGUGAACCUGAUUCUGUCAUUAAGGUUCCGACAUACGGAGAAUUUAAAACAGAUAAGCUGAAGGAAAUGUUAGCAAAGAAAACCUGUGACGUUGGAGAGCCAACAACCGUGAAACCAAAUGAACCAGAGGAACAAUGCCUCAAACAUGUUGCUGAUGUCAUAUUUGCCAUCGACCAAUCAACGAGCAUCGGUUCUCAGAAGAACUUCAGCAUUGAACUAGAUUUUGUAAAUGACCUAGUGGAGAAAUUCGACAUAGCUAAAGAUGAAACAAGAGUUGGAGCUAUCGCCUUCAGCACUGACGCUUCACGUUUUCUGGAACUACGAGAUGGAGUUGAUAAAUCUCUUGUCCUUAAUAGAAUCCAUGGUAGAAACUGGGAACGAGGGAACACUAAUAUGCACCUGGCUUUCCAAAAGAUGCAAGAGGGAUUCCUUCCCGAAAAAGGAGGUCGGCCCCUCCUUGUUCCCCAAAUCGCAGUGAUGGUGACCGAUGGAGAAGCGACUAAUCCAUACGAAGCAAGGGAAGAAGCCGCAAAAUUAAGGAAUAGUGGUGUUCUUAUUUUCGCAAUAGGUGUGAUGGGGGCUAAUCGAAGGGAACUGGAGACGUACGCUACCAGCCCAGACUAUGUUUACUAUGUCAACAAUCUACAGGCCCUGAGAAGCAUUUCCAGCGAGCUCUCGACCAGAGUUUGUGAACAAAGGAUUGGGUCCCUGUCGUGAAUGCAGCAUAAAAAAUAAGGGAAAGAAGAUGAGUGUCACAGAGGAUACCUAUGUUUCAGUAGUAGGCAGCCAUUACUAUAAACACAUUCAGAAAUUA
Messenger RNA from Saccostrea cuccullata (small rock oyster), 4105 nucleotides. Its product is annotated as collagen alpha-6(VI) chain-like. The coding region runs from base 16 to 4008 and encodes 1330 amino acids. The record is from RefSeq and is a predicted model, not a curated record. Lineage: Eukaryota; Metazoa; Mollusca; Bivalvia; Ostreida; Ostreidae. The transcript is spliced from 22 exons.